AGUGUAAGGGUGGAUUUUAAGAGGCCGGGUGCUCAACCCACCUCUGAGCUACGCUGUCCUCCAGUGAAAACGACUGUCCGGAAUCCUGCGGUGCUAGGAUCUGGAUCGCCCUGGUGGCGGCAUUGGUACUCCCAGGACCCCGGGUACCCGGGAGUAACAGCCGAGUAAGCAGAACAUUGAACUGAAGCCACGGCUCAGCUUCCAAGAUGGCGCCACUUAAACUGCAUGUGCCUUUCUGCCUCCUCUGCUGCCUGGCCGUGGUGCAUCCCUUUAACUGGCAAGACCCGCCUCCUUUUGACUUUAGGCUAUCAGCAUUGUUUCAUAAGCUUCAAGCGGUGAUGUCUGCUGCCAACUCUGGCCAUAGCAAAAUCCCCAAAGGAAAUGGAUCUUACCCCGUCGGUUGUACAGACCUGAUGUUCGGUUAUGCCAAUGAGAGCAUCUUCUUGCGUCUGUACUACCCGGCUGAAGAUCAAUAUCGUUUUGACACUGUUUGGAUCCCCUACAAAGAAUACUUUUGGGGUCUUAGCAAAUUUCUUGGAACAUCCAGUUUUGUAGGUGACAUUUUGGGCUUCUUCUAUGGUUCAGUGAAGAUACCUGCCAGCUGGAAUUCUCCUCUGAGGACUGGCGAAAAAUAUCCACUAAUUGUCUUUUCUCACGGUCUUGGAGCAUUCAGGACAGUUUAUUCUGCUAUUGGCAUGGACCUGGCAUCUUAUGGGUUCAUAGUUGCUGCUGUCGAACACAGAGAUGCAUCUGCAUCAGCAACCUACUAUUUUGAUGACCAGGCGGCUGCAAAAGCGGAAAACAGGGCUUGGAUUUACUUAAAGAGGAUAAAACCGGAGGAGUCGGAAAGAGGUCGGAAAGAGCAGGUUCGGCAAAGAGCGAAAGAAUGUUCCCAGGCUCUCAGUGCGAUUCUCGACAUUGAACAUGGAACCCCAAAAGAGAACAUUCUAGGUUCAGGUUUUGAUAUGAAACAGCUGAAGGGUGCUAUCAACAGGAAUAAAGUAGCUGUGAUUGGACAUUCUUUUGGAGGAGCAACAGUUAUUCAAUCCCUUAGUGAAGAUCAGAGAUUCAAAUGUGGGGUUGCUCUGGACCCAUGGAUGUAUCCCGUGAGUGAGGAGCUGCCCUCCAGGGUGACUCAGCCUCUCUUCUUCGUCAACUCUGCCCGCUUCCAGUCUCCCAACGACGUCAAAAAAAUGAAAAAAUUCUACCAGCCUGGCAGAGAAAGGAAAAUGAUCACACUCAAGGGUUCAGUGCACCAGACUUUUGUCGACUUUACUUUUCUAUCUGGCAAAAUAAUUGGAGAAAGGCUGCAAUUAAGAGGGGAAAUAGACUCCAGUGUAGCCAUCGGCCUCAGCAACAAAGCUUCUCUGGCUUUCUUACAAAAGCAUUUAGGACUUCAUAAAGACUUUGAUCAGUGGGACUCUCUGGUGGAAGGAAAUAACGAGAACCUGAUCCCUGGGUCACCCUAUGAUGGAGUCACUCAGCCCCCGGCUCUGCAGCACUCUCCAGACUCACACACCCAGAAUUAGAAGAGCUUGUUACGCAGUCUCCUUUUAAAAUUGAGAGAGAGAGAGAGAGAGAGAGAGAGAGAGAGAGAGAGAAUAUGUAGGAAUAUGCAGGAGAUAGAGAAACCAUAAUGUAUUUACCCACCAAAAAAUGGAUGCUUAGACCUUUCCCCCCUGUAAGUGUAAAACAAAAAACAAAACAUAAACUAGAGCAUACAAAAAAUUAUCAACAGUCUAAAUCAUAAUUUUGCAAGGCUGGUCCUUUAAGUGUCAAAUGAAAAGCUACUUUCAUUUCACUUACAGAAGUGUGUUGACAGGAAUAGUCCCAGUGAAAAGCUGUUGCAGAUGACACGAGAUCCUCAAACUUAUAAUAAAAACAGAACAGACUGUCCUGUCUUUGGUUCUCUGUUCUGAGCAGCAGAGUCGAGUUUGAGCAAAAUGAGAGUCUUGCGUAGCAUUUCUCUGUGACCUUUGCUGAGGUAAGAAACUUACACUGUUCUGAUCAGGAAGUCAUUGUCUUGGGGCAGAAUUGGUGGUGCUGUUCAAUUCAAUCGACGAUGAAAUGUGAUGUGAGGUGUUUAGAAUAUCUGAGACAAGUGUCAUAGAGUCAGAGUUGGUAAUUUAGGUUUUCAAUACCGUAAUCUCUGAUGUGUUCGCUUUACUAAAUGGACAUGCUGUGAGCAUUGAGGCUGUGCGAAGCAGGCAAGGUAUGCCCACUCAUGCAAAGACUGCCAAGGACACAAAGGAAACGUUCAAAAUUCUCAGCCAUCUUUGGUUGUUUUAAUUUUAUAUGACAGCAUAUGACAGAUGGCAUUCACCUUUAAUCUCAGGACUUGGGAGGCAGAGAUAGGCGGAUCUCUGAGUUCCCUAUCAGCCUGGUGUACAGAGCGAGUUCCAGGACAGCAAGAGCUACACAAAGAAACCCUGUCUUGAAAACACACACACACACACACACACACACACAAUAUUGUAAAAUUGACAGCUAAGUGAAAGUCUAAAGGGGGUUUUAUAACAUUUUGUGUGUGCUAUGUGUUCGCACAUGGAGAGGUACAUAUGUGUAUGGACAUGCCAGUACACAUGUUAUCGCACACAUGUGGAGACUAGGCAGCAUCCUUCCACCUUGCUGGAGUCAGGCUCUCUUUGCUGUUCUCUACUGCAUAUACCAAGUUAACUGGUCCUCAGACUUCCAGGAAUUCACCUGUCUCUGCCACCUGUCCCAUGAAGGUGUGCUGGUGUCACAAACAAGUCCUACUGUCUCCGACUUUACCUGGGCUCUAGAGAUUCAAAUUCAUGCCCUUUCAUAGCAAAUGCUUCACCCACUGGCCCAUCUCCCCAGCAUUUCAGGGGUGUGGACAUGGGUCUGCAUCCGAGAAUCAGACAAGGAGUGUUUCUCAGUGGCUGCAAGCAUUUAGGCUGUCCACGAGGGGAGCACAUGAUCUGGUUUAAGUAUCCUGCAUCCUGUCUCUUCUACAGAUUUCUACAGAGUGUGAAUUUGCCUUGGGUGGUGUGGACAACGAUUGCCACCCUCCCACCUAGGAGGCAACUGUGUUCUGGUUUGCCAUCAUUUAGUCCCCAGUAGCCAGUCACGUUAAGUCUUUAAAUAGAUAAAAUUCCUUAACAUAAAACU
Molecule: messenger RNA, 3132 nt
Organism: Psammomys obesus (fat sand rat)
Lineage: Eukaryota; Metazoa; Chordata; Mammalia; Rodentia; Muridae
Gene: Pla2g7
Product: phospholipase A2 group VII
Exons: 12
Coding region: 207-1529 (440 amino acids)
Molecular function (GO): 1-alkyl-2-acetylglycerophosphocholine esterase activity
Source: RefSeq, a predicted model, not a curated record